AUUUCUCCUCCCAUCUUGGUCUAUUAACACAAAGCUGGUUUCCCAUGAUUUGGUCUGUUCCUCUCGCAGGACUACAUUGCAUUUGUGCUGUCUCUCUGGCCCGGUGAGGACUCAUGGCCUGCUGGUGGCUACUCUUGCUAUUGUCUCUUCUUGAAGAAGCGAACAUCUCUUUCACUUUCAAUGUGGAGGUCUCGGAAUAUAGACGGUUCUCAUCAGAGGUCAGCAGUCUCUUUGGGUACAAAGUGGUGCAGUUUAAUUCCACCAGUGGACAGAGAUUGCUUAUUGGAGAUCCAGGAUCCAACAUUCUGUGUGCCUGUGACAUUAGGAAUAACUGUGUCAACAUCACACUGCCAGAUAUAGACAGCACCUCUCACCUUGGGCUGACUCUGGAAGUGGAUCCUAUGUCCAACCGUUGUCUUGUAUGUGGCUCUGCUAUUCCUCACAACUGUUUUGAGACCCAGUACACAAAUGGGGCCUGCUACAUCGUGGACUCCAGUCUCACUGUGUCCAGUAAGAGUACCCCUGGUUUUGAAGAAUGCCAGAAUGUUGAUGUGGAUCUGUGUUUCCUAAUCGAUGACUCGCACAGUGUGGGGGAACUAGAGUUUGGAGAAGUUCAGAAGUUCCUACUGAACACAAUCCAGAACCUAAAGAGCAGCACUGUACAUUUUUCUGUUGUUAUGUUUUCAACAAUCCCAAAGACAGUUUUGAACUUUACGGAUUAUCAACUUGGAAAAGCCGAAGAAAAAAUUAAGGAGAUGAAGCAUAUAGGAGGUUUUGGAUAUUUAUACAGAGCCCUCAAAUUCACACUAAACGAGAUCUUCACCCCAGAAGCAGGAGCCCGGCAGCACGCCAAGAAGGUACUUCUGCUGCUGACAGAUGGAGACGUCAAUGAUAAUAACAACGGAACAACAGAAGCUGCAGACAAACUAAAAGUCACCCGUUAUGUCAUUGGGGUCGGAAACAACUUUAAAGCUGGAGAUAUAACUGAACUGCCCUCUAAUCCAAAGGAACAUCACAUACACGAGAUAGGGGAUUUCUCACAGCUGGAGGCCAUCUUUAAAGAGAUGCAAACCAAGAUACUGGCAAUUGAGGGGGUCGCACAAGGUUCCGAUUUUACACGAGAAAUGUCUUCUGCUGGGUUGAGUGCCUUUUUUACACAGGAUCGGAGCUUCCUGGGAGAUCCGGGUAUAUUCGAUUGGUCUGGUGGGAUCCUUGGUAUCUCAGAGCAGGAAGAACUCAUUUACAUGUCUACAAAAGAAGAGGACAAGUAUGGAUAUAUGGGUUACUCUGUGAAAAUGCUCCAUACUGGGAAAGGACUGUUCUGUGUGGUGGGCUCUCCACGCCACCAGUACAUUGGACGCGUCACUGUCCUGCAGGAAGUUGCUGGGGAAAAUAAAUGGAAGAACAUUGAUACCUUACUGGGGCAACAGGUUGGUUCAUAUUUUGGAGCAGAGAUUGCAGUAUCGGACCUUAACCAAGAUGGCGUGACUGACCUGGUGCUAAUUUCUGCUCCUCAUCAUUCUGAACCUAAAUGGUCUGGACAGGUCUCUGUGUGCCGGUUCACUGAGGAGAAGCUGGAGUGUACAGUCACCCUCCGUGGAGAACCAGGUCAUCUUCAGUCUCAGUUCGGAGCUGCAGUCUCAUCACUUGGAGACCUGGAUGGAGACAACAUCACUGAGGUGGCUGUGGGAGCCCCAUAUGAGAUGGAUGGAAGAGGAGCAUUAUACAUAUAUAAAGGGGGCUCUGCUGGGCUGUCACCUCUCUAUAGCCAGAGGCUGCUUAGUCCUCCCGGAAUCCUGGGAUUUGGUCUCUCCUUCCAUGGAGUCCUGGAUAUGACAGAGGAUGGCCUGGUCGAUGUGGUUGUCGGAUCACGGGGUCAUGUCACUUUGCACAGAUCUCAGCCUGUACUCAAAGUGAGUGUGAGUGUGACUUCAAACCAGACGUACCUGCUUGUUUCCAGCCCGGAGGCGAAUGGCAGUAACCGUAACCUGACAUUACAGGCAUGUGUGCACGGCCACAUACUGACCCCCAAAUACACCGGCUCCGUGUCCGUCUCCAUCCGGUACAGACUUGUUCUGGAUCAUCACAAACCUGAGAGCCGAAUGCUCUUCACAAACAGACAGAGAGAGAUGAAUGGGACUGUAGAAAUCCAGGGGCCCGGGGCCCAGUGUCACAUGUAUACAAUAUUCCUCCAGGACUGUCAUAUGGAGGAUGUCUCUGAGUUGCAGGUGUCUCUUACAGCUUUUCCAGAGCAUGUUGACUCUCCCUGGCUUCUCGCCCCAUCCAGUAAUCUCAGUGCCACCGGCCAGAUAUCCUUUAAAAUGUGUGAAGGAGAAGAGAACUGUGAGCCGGACACAAGCAUUAAACUGAGGUGCUCCCAGCUAGUGGUGCAGGACGGUGCCUCCUUCUCCAUCUUCCUUAGUCUGCACAAUAUGUCUCUGAAGGCUUGUCAUACCAGGCUCAGCGUCGACCUUCCCGAUGGGUUGCGCUUCCACAAGGCCAAUGUGAUAGAGGCUUCUCACAGGAUCUCCCUGGUGUGUGAAGACUUCACGGAGCAGGUACUCACCUGUAAUGUCACUCACCCGUCUCUGAGGCGAGGAGUCUGGGCCAUUAUCCAGAUCACAUUCAGCAUCGUCUCCAAUGUCUCCUGGGCCGAACACAUCCUCCUGGCUGUCAACGUGACAAGCGAUGGAAAUGAAACCAGCAGCUUCACAGAAGAGGAAGUGCCCGUCCUGUAUCCAAUCCACAUCAUCAGCCGCAGUCUGGAAGAUUCCACCAAACACAUGGCGUUCAGCGGCCCGGAGACAAGUGCAGCCGCCUCCCACCGGUAUCAGAUCCAGAACUUGAGGGUCAGUGCGGUCGCUAUAAAUGUCAGUGUUUCCAUGUGGACGGAGGGUGUGAACUGGGACUUUGUCAUCUUAUCCUCUCAGAACUCCAAUGUCACCUGCCCUGAACUCCAUAAGUCUUCUGCUAAUCAGACCCACAGUGAAAAGACAGAAACCCUUGCCAACCAGACAUGGUCUUGUAUUCUGGACGCUUCUGGUGAAAUAAGUAUAAACAUCACCGGACUUCUGAAGCCGACAAACACAUGGAAGGUAGCGAGCUCGGUGAAGGUGCGCAGUGCAGUGACCGUCCAGUACAAUCAGCUCCGUUAUCACAGCGACACGGGGAACAUGUAUCAUACUGCACAGGUGGUGACAGAAGUAGAGAUCCUGGUGCUCCCAGAUUACACAGAAUACUUUGUUGGGGGCGCGGUCGGAGGGAUAAUAAUGAUGGCGCUCAUCUCCUUCCUGCUCUAUAAGUGCGGUUUUUUCAAGAGAUACAAGGACCGGAUGAUGGAGGACGUUCCAUCCAGUGACACCCAACGGCUCACUUCUCCAAAGCGAGAGACGGCUGAAGUCUCUGCUCGUCUGAUGGAGCCGCAGAAGCCACUGACAUCCAAUGUUCAAUGACUGAGCCCCUCACCAACUCCGAUGUCCCCAGUAAUGGCAGCCGGAUAACAGGUCCGCUCCACCUAGACCACUUAUGUCACAAUCUAAGACCUCCUUCUAUCUGUGGGAUCUAGAACCCCCUUAUACAUGAGAUACGCGGCCUGAUGGUUCCUGGAGCUUCUGGACUUCGAACAUUAAAC
Messenger RNA from Bufo bufo (common toad), 3631 nucleotides. RefSeq names its product integrin alpha-L-like. The record is from RefSeq and is a predicted model, not a curated record. Gene Ontology annotation, biological process: cell adhesion mediated by integrin; integrin-mediated signaling pathway; cell-cell adhesion. The transcript has 30 exons. Gene Ontology annotation, cellular component: external side of plasma membrane; integrin complex. Gene Ontology annotation, molecular function: integrin binding. Lineage: Eukaryota; Metazoa; Chordata; Amphibia; Anura; Bufonidae. Bases 114 to 3452 code for a protein of 1112 amino acids.